Helianthus annuus (common sunflower) is the source of this 1119-nucleotide messenger RNA. RefSeq lists its product as uncharacterized. The record is from RefSeq and is a predicted model, not a curated record. The transcript has 5 exons. NCBI's taxonomy places the organism in Eukaryota, Viridiplantae, Streptophyta, Magnoliopsida, Asterales, Asteraceae. Gene Ontology annotation, molecular function: protein dimerization activity. The coding region runs from base 1 to 1119 and encodes 372 amino acids.
AUGGAAGACGUGUCUACUUUGAUAAAACUUGCAUCACGAAUUACAGUUUUCAUCUACAACCACAAGUGGCCUCUAAAAUGGUUAAGAAAAAGACCCAAUUGGACAGAAAUUAUCCGUCCUGGGGCCACCCGAUUUGGUACAUCAUUCAUUGCAUUGAAGAGUUUACAUGAUCAUAAGUAUGAUUUGCAAGCUUUAGUAACCUCUGUUGAUUUCAAGAAUAUGUUGAAAGUGACUAAAACUAGCGAUGUGAAACAAACUAUCUUAGAUGAGAAGUUUUGGGAUAAUUGUUUUAUAACUGUUCAGGUGAUGAGUCCUAUCUUAAGACUUUUGCGUAUAUGUGAUUCCGAUAAAAAGCCUUCAUUAGGUUACUUUUAUGAAGGUAUGCUUAGGAUAAGGAAAGGAGUCAAAGAGUUUUUUAAAAGGAAAAGACAUUACUAUAAGUGGUAUGUUGAUAUUAUUGAUGCUCGUUGGGAUAAGAUGUUAUGCAAAAGUCUUCAUGAAGUAGCUUAUUGGCCCAUUUCGAUAUUUGAAUAUGAAAAAGAUAAUCGUGAAGAAAAGCAAAAGGCAUGGGAUAAAGUAGGUACUUUUGGUCGAUCUAUUGCUAUGUCUUCCGUAGAGCUUGAGCGUCCCGAGGAGUGGUGGAAAGCGUUCGGUGGAGAUGUACCGGCGUUACAAAAAUUUGCCAUAAGAAUUUUAAGUCAAAGCGCAUCCUCUUCCGGAUGUGAACGGAAUUGGAGUGUUUUUGUGAGAAUUCACACCAAAAGAAGGAACCGCUUGGAGAAUCAAAGGCUAGGUGAUCUCGUAUAUGUGCAUUACAACUUAUAUCUACAAAAUAGGCUAAAUGAGAGCAAAAGGCCAUAUGACCCGGUUGAUUACCAAAGCGUUGAUAAAAACGAAUUUUGGGUGGUGGAAGACGAGAAUGAAUCCGAGCUUAACUAUGAUGAUUUAGAAAAUAUGCUCGAUGAGGAGCUCCCAAUUAACCUUAAUUCACAAACACAACCAUCCGAAGGCCAAGAAUUCAACGAAGAAGAUAAUGUGGUUCAAGUUGAUGAUGUUAUUAGUUUUGAUGAUGGCGAUUUUGAUGAUGAUGAUGAUUCGGAUUCACUAGAUGAUUGGUAG